This is a messenger RNA of Paramecium primaurelia, 1495 nucleotides long. The record is from the annotation of a GenBank genome assembly. Lineage: Eukaryota; Ciliophora; Oligohymenophorea; Peniculida; Parameciidae.
AUGCAGCAGGACAAAGGAAGGAUUUAUUAUGGCAGAUUUGUUCAAAGAGAAAAAUUGAGUUAAGGUAUAUAGAGAAUAAUACUGUUAGGUUCAUUUGGAGUAGUUUAUAUUUGUCAUGAUAAAGUCACAAGAGAUUAUGUUGCUAUAAAAGUGGAGAAAGAAAAUAAAAAUUUAAUGAGUUUAGAACGAGAAAUCUAAAUUAUAGAGGAACUAAGAGGAAUAACAGGUAAUACUAUAUUUAAUUAAUUUUAGGUGUUCCAAAGUUGUAUUGGUAUGGAAAUGAGUAUAAUUAAAAUUGUAUGGCUAUGCAAUUACUUGGAAGAGAUUUAGCUCAUUUUUAAAAGAAAUUUAAGAAACUCUCAUUAAAAACAGUAUGCAACUUGGCUGAAUAAUUACUAACUAUUCUAGAAGAGAUUCAUAAAAGGUACCAUAUCAAAAUAUUUAAAGGGGUGUUAUUCAUAGAGAUAUAAAACCAGAAAAUAUCUUGAUGGGAAGAGGAAAUGAUUCUUAAUAAGUCUAUAUGGUUGAUUUUGGAAUAUCUAAAAAAUAUCGUAAUAACAAUUAGCAUAUGUAAAAUAAUUAAUUUUUAUCUAGUUCAUUCUAAGAAAAUAAACCUUUUUUAGGCACAACUAGAUAUGCAAGUAUUUCUGCUCAUAAGGGUUAUGAAUUAUCAAGAAAGGAUGAUUUAGAAAGUUUAGGAUAUGUUUUUAUUUAUUUACUUAGAGGUAUAUAUAUAAUUUAAAAAUUAGGAAAUCUACCAUGGUAAAACAUUACAUCUACAUCAGAUAAAGAGAAAACAAAAUUAGUGGGUAAAUUAAAAAUGGAACUAGAAUUGAAAGACUUAUGUAAAGGAUUGCCAAUUGAAUUUUAUAGAUACAUGGAUUAUGUUUACAAAUUGAAAUUUGCAUCUACACCAGAUUAUAAAUAUUUAUUAGGUUUGUUUUAAAGAAUAGCUCAAUAAAAUAAUAUAAAUUUUGAUAGAAAAUUUGAUUGGAUGGACAAUCAAACAACAUCUACUAAAUCUUCAGAUUAAGCUCAAUAAUCUUCAAAUGAAAUUGAUAUUUCAAAUUUAUAAAGUGAUUAUCUCAAAUUGAAAAAGAGUGAAAAACAUAAAUCUUAUCAGAUAGAUUAAAAUUCGUAAUAAUCUUCAGUUGUUAUCAAUUAUGCUCCUUCAAUUGUAUCUAAUAGAAAUAAUAGAUAUUUUUAAAGAUCUCGAUAAAAUUCAAAAUAAUCUUAUUCUAGAGAAUCUUCAUUAAUAAAAUAACCUUAAGGAUAGAAAUUUUAAGGUGCAUUUUUUUUAAAUCGAGAAUUUAAAGAUUUUGAUGAUCAUGAUCAUGAAAACAAAGAAAAAAAAAGUCCAAUUAAUUUUUCUGAGUUUGAUGAUAUUGAUAAUUUUGAUGAUGAAUUAAAUGAUGAUGAUUAAUAGAUUCAUUAAGAUUAAAGGAAAGUUGGAAUUAUAAAAGUUCAUUUUAAGGAGCAUUUAUCAAAACAAUGA